Messenger RNA from Bombyx mandarina (wild silkworm), 3014 nucleotides. It is a transcript of the gene cdm, whose product is annotated as importin-13-like protein cdm. Gene Ontology annotation, molecular function: small GTPase binding. Gene Ontology annotation, biological process: protein import into nucleus. Gene Ontology annotation, cellular component: cytoplasm. The record is from RefSeq and is a predicted model, not a curated record. NCBI's taxonomy places the organism in Eukaryota, Metazoa, Arthropoda, Insecta, Lepidoptera, Bombycidae.
UUGACAAAAUUACAGAAAUGUAAAAUCGGAAAGACAAAAUAAUCAAUCCAGACAAUAUUGUGUAUUGAUUAAGACACAAAAAUCUAACUUAAAGAUAGUUUUAAAACAGUGAGAUAGAUGAAUUAGGUCUAAACUUAUUAGUUCAAGUAAAAUCAGGCCUUCUUUCCGGUAUAUAUAUAUAGCAUUAGAUUCACUGGAGAAUCUAAUUUGAAAUGGAGUAUACUGUGCAGAAUUUGGAAUACGCCGUUUCUGUAUUCUAUAACGGAGAACAAACCGAAAGGGCCAACGCACAUGCGUGGCUCACAACGGCUCAGAGAGUUCCCGAAGCCUGGAAUUUUGUAUGGGAUCUUCUUCAGCCAACUAAAGGAACAGAGGUCCAAUUUUACGCAUCAACAACACUUCAUACAAAAAUCCUAAGAUGUUGGAAUGAGGUCCCACCUGAGAGCUAUGAAGAACUGGGAAAUAAAUUACUACAGGCUGUGUUUACAUAUUCAAAUGGACCAAAAAUUGUUACUAAUAGAUUAUGUAUAAGUCUGGCAGCAUUCAUUUUGCAACAGGGAACAGUGGACUUAGCAACUAUUUUGAGACCAUUAUCUAAUGUUGAGAAUACAAGUCUGCUUCUUGAAGUUCUUACUGUAAUACCCGAAGAAUUUAAUAGUAUGACUAUGGCGUUAGAAUUGCGUACGAAGAAUCGUAUCGCUCUACAACAAGCUUGUCCUGCGGUUUUGGACGAUAUGCUAAGAUAUCUGCAAACUGUUUAUAAUGAUUUUCAAGAGCAACCCUCAGCUGAUUUAAUACAAACGUGGACAACGGCAGCUAGUUGCGCCUGUAGCUGGCUCACGCUGGACGGCGAGGAUGCGGCUGAUAACGUCGUGCUCGCUGACCGCAUGCCUCUGUGUCGGGCACUGCUCACAGUCGUACAUGUUCUGUACACGUGGAACGACGCUGUGAGCGACAGUUCGCUGGAGGCGUGCGAGGCCAGCCUGGCGGCGCUGCGGGAGGCGGGCGGCGCGCGGCACCGCCACACCGCGCUGCAACUCCUCGCCGACCUCGCCGCACUCACCGCGCCCAUCAUGCGCAAGGACGACGUGCCCAACUCCAUCAACGAGGAACUGUUAUUAGCGUUGAUAACGUGCUGCGUCGCGUUAGGCGAGACCCACGCCAAGGCUCUGGUGGAGGUGACGGAAACCAACGAUGCUUCGGAGAACGCGUGCGGCGCGCGACAACUCCUGGAUAUCCUGCUGGCGGCGCAGGCGGCACCGGGACAUUAUCCCGUACACGAGACCAGGUCUAACCUUGUAUUCGGAUUCUGGUAUACGUUACAGGACGAAGUACUCCACAUUAUAGAUGACACGAAGGUGAUUCAUCCGGUCUGGAAGGAGGUUUUCUCGCGUCUCCUGCUGGCCCUGGUCACCAAGUCCGAAGCUGCUCCGGAAAAUAAUUUAUCUAAAGACGACCUUGAACUGCUCAGGUGUUAUCGGCAGGAUAUCGCUGAUACUGUGAUGUACUGUUUCGCUAUACUCGGCGACUGGUGCUGGAGCACUGUGGAGAGCGCGUUCAACUCGGCCGAGACGGAUUCACGUCGCGAAGCCGCCCUGCACAUAUUCCUGUCGUUGGCGGACGCCGCGCCCUACGAACGGGCCCCCGACGCCCUGUUCAACAUGCUGGAACAUGCCGUCAACAUCGCCAACACUUCGACCGACAAUAGGAUGUUAAACACUGCCUUGGACUGUCUCGGCGGGUACGCGUCGUGGCUGAGUUCGGUGUCGGGACAAGAGCGCUGUGCAGCCCUGGGGCUCUCCAGCGUGAUGGCCGCCGGCGCCGCCCUGCAGCGGUGCGUGGCCCCCGCCGCCCUCGCCCUGCGCAAGCUGUGCGCCGACUGCAGUGCGCCCGCGGCCGACCUCGCGCCCGACAUAGUGCACGCCGCGCGGAGCACAGGCGGCCGUAGCGACGGCUGGGUGCGGCGCCAGCUGUGCGGCGCUGCGGGCGCGGCACUAGCGGCGGCGCCGCCUCUACUGGCUGCCCCGCUGUUGGAAGAUCUCGCACGCACGCUCCGGGAUGACAUCGCUAUGCAGAGACGCGACGUGAACCUGACGUGCUGCGCGGCGGAGUGCGCGGCCGUGGUGAUGGCGGCGCUAGCCCCCAGCCCCGCGCUGGCCGCACAACUGUUCCGCAUCAUCGCCCCCACCCUGCCGCCGCUGGCACAACACGAGGCCCUCGUCGAAUAUUUAUUCACGAUACUAAAGCAGACGGUGUCAGCCCUAAUGGAAGAGUGCGUGCCGCUGGUCGCAGAAAUAGCGGAGCUGCUGAUGACCGGCUUCACUAACUUCAGUUGCGCUCCGGGACUGGACAUAGUGAAACUGCUGGUGUUGGUCGUGGGCGAGUGGUCGGGCUCGGCGGCGCUGGUGAGCAGCGUGGUGGCGACCAGCGUGCAAGAGCUGGCGCCGCAGCCCGCCGCCAGGCCGGACCUCUCCGACGGACUCUUCGCUAUGCUGAUGGCCCUCACUAAGAAAAAACCAGAAGUCCUCAACUGGAUCGAACAUUUGCUCCCUGAACUGGUCGACCUAGGCGGGAAUUCAAUCCGCGUGUGGGCGCCGGGCGCGGUGCGGUCGGUGUGCGGCUGGCUGUCGGCGCUCUGUGUCGCGCGGCCGCGGGCUGCGCACGCGCGCGGUGCCGCCCUCACGCACGCCCUGCUGAUCUGUAUCGGCGGCGUGAUGCCUCGCAACCAAGUGAUGCCCGUAUCAGACCUGCUGCUGUCGAUGAACCGUGCGGAUUGGGGGGAGGAGGAAGAAAAGCUGGAGACGUGGCUGCGAACAUCACUGGCGCCCUCGGAUUUCCCCACGCCACACGCCACACACGCACACAAACAGAAAUUCAUAGCCGGCGUGCUCAGAGAACGAACCAGUAAGCGCAGGAUACUCGAAGUGGUGCAGGAGUUCUCGCUGGCGUGUCGAGGACUCAUCGGCACCGAGUACUCGCGGCAGGCGAUCGCCUCCAGAAGUCUAGUCUCUUAA